AUGGGUUCGGAGGGCGAUCAGGAGUCAGGGAUAACCCGCCGCGGCGGCGGGUUAUCCUCGUGGAGGUACAACUCGUCGCUGGUUCAGGUGAUUCUGAUGGGGAUGGUGUGCUUCUGCACCAUCGGCAUGAUCAGGGCGAUCUCCGGGAUGGGCGGAGGAGGGCAGGUGGACCCCACCGCGGCCAACAACGCCAACACGGCGCUCUACGCCACGUUCUCCGUCGCCGGGGUGCUCAGCGGCGGGCUGUACAACGUGCUGGGCCCGCGCGUCAUGCUCCCGGCGGCGUGCUCGAGUUGCUUGCUGUUCACGGGAUCGUUUCUUUACUAUAAUCACUUUCAGAGUCAGGUUUUCUUGGUUGUCGCCGGGGUGGUAGGAGGUGUCGGUGCGGGGAUGUUGUGGGCGGUGCAGGGAGCGGUCAUGACUUCUUAUCCGCCGCCGCACCGGAAAGGGAUGUACAUUUCGCUGUUCUGGGUUAUUUUUAGCUCCGGCGGGGUGGUCGGUGGGAUGAUUCCUUUCUUCCUCAAUUUUCACCGCCAGGUGGAUUCCGUCAACGAUGCGACGUACAUUGGCUUCAUGGGCUUCAUGGCGGCAGUGAUCCGCGACGACGGCAGCCAAUGCACGCUCACUAACCACUCGAAACCUUCGACGGAGGCCAUCGAGAUCCUGAAGCUCUUCAAGAACUGGAAGAUGCUCCUGCUGGCGCCGGCCGCUUGGGCCUCCAACUUCUUCUACGCCUACGAGUUCAACAACGUCAACGCCGCGCAGUUCAACCUCCGAACGCGCGGGCUCAACAACGUCUCCUACUGGGCCGCACAGAUGCUGGGCUCCAUCGCCAUCGGCUACGUCUUCGACUUGGGCUUCUUGACCAGAAAACGACGUGGUUUUCUCGGAAUCGGCACCAUUUCCUUGAUAGGGACGGCGAUAUGCUAUGGGCUAUUCGACGCCGUUUUCCAGAGCAUGAUCUACUGGGUGAUCGGGGCUCUGGCCGAUGACUCGGAGACUUUGAGCAGGUACGUUGGGUUCUACAAAGGGUUGCAGAGCGCCGGAGCGGCGGUGGCAUGGCAGCUUGAUACGAGGAAGGUUCCGAUGCUGACUCAGCUGAUUGUAAACUGGGCUCUCACGACGGUGAGCUAUCCUCUGCUUACGAUACUGGUGGCGUUGGCGGUUAGAGAUGAGCUGGUUGAGGGUGAAGAGUUGAAAACGUACAAAGGUUCGAAUCUGACCAGUAACGGCGACACAGGCUUUGCAGAUGAUGAUGUUAUCAAGGAAACUAACUAA
Molecule: messenger RNA, 1278 nt
Organism: Linum tenue
Lineage: Eukaryota; Viridiplantae; Streptophyta; Magnoliopsida; Malpighiales; Linaceae
Source: the annotation of a GenBank genome assembly